AUGCCUGCCUCGCCCUUCUACCACCACCGCGAGGUCGACCGCGACGCCGCCAAGCUCUCCCUCGCCGCCUCCGACAUGUCCCUCCGCGACCACUCCCCCAUCCCAUGCACUACGACCCAUGAUCUCCGAACCGGACAACAUGAUCUUCGGCCUCGACCUCGACGACGGUCUCCAGCACGAACAACCCAAGUCGCCCUUCUCGUGGGACGCGAACAUGGUCCAUACAACACCAUGUCCUCCAUCCCGUUCCCCGGCUCGCCCGAGUCGACAAUAUCCCAACUUGAGCCCGGCAUCCCGGGCCACACGCGCCGCUUCGAUUCCACGUUCUCGAACUCGUCCUCGAACUACUUCCCGCCCUCCUCGCCCGAGUUCAACGAGAGCACGCUCUACAGCAACUGGAUCUCGGACCCCGACGCCUCGCACGCUUCGCCCUCGCUACCAAUCCCCAUUCCCGCCGGUCACGCGCACUCUGCGCAGUCGCCCAUGUCGUCGUCCUUCGCCGCCUUCAGCGAGAACUCGUCCAUCUUCCCUGACGUCAGCCCGUUCUCACCCACGACCGCCUACGCCGCACUACAGCCACUCCCCCUCUCGCCGCCGGAGGACACGGUGAUGAGUGACCAGCUGCUGCGCGCGGACAUGUCGGGCCCUCUUUCUCCGCACACACACAUAAUUCCGGUCGCGGCCCCGGCGAUGUCAGACGACAACUUCGCGACUCAGCGGCCGCGGAUGUCGCUGCGGCGUGGGACGCCGGUGUCACAGAUGUUCCAGUCGUCGAGCGCGCCGGCGCGGUCGUACAGCUCGCGGCGGGCGGGGUCGAUCAGCGAGUACGACGACCGGGACGGGACGUUGCGCAAGAAGCGACGUCCGGUGGAGGAGGAGGAGGUGGAGGUCCUGCCUGAGAAGCGAUCUGAGAGCCCCCCGCUCAAGUCGGUCCUCCGCCCGCCCAAGCUCGCGCCGUCCGCCUGGCAGCUCUACUUCACAGACUGGAUCCAACGCCACCAGGCGUCUAGCCACAAGAAGCUCAACGUCGCCCAGGCCGCGAAGGAGGCCGGCCAGGAGUACGCCAAACUGUCCGCGGACCAGAAGGAGCCGUACCGCCGUCGCUCUCAGGCCCUCAAGGACGCUCGCGAGCGCGACCUCAAUGCGUACAUGCGCACCCUCACGCCGGACGAUAUCAAGCGCGAGAACGCCUAUCGGACGGCGCAGCGCAAGGCGGGCAAGUCGCGCAAGGGCAACAUCAAGGACCCCAACGCUCCCAAGAAGCCGCUCAGCGCGUACUUCAUGUUCCUCCAGCGCAUCCGGUCCGACGAAGAGCUUGUCCGCGAGGUCUUUGGCGACGAAACCGAGACCACCAAGCAAUCCGUCCUCGCUGCGGGCAAGUGGCGCUCCAUGACCGAUGACGAGCGCAAGCCGUUCCUUGCGCAGGCCGAGCAGGAGAAGCUCGAGUACGAGGCCGCUCGCAAGAUGUACGAGGAGGGCUCGACCGGUUACGGCAGCAGCAGCAUCAACUUCAGCAUCCUCCCCGGAGGACCGAUCAACCUCAUGCCGAUCCCCCGCGCCUCUCAGCGCUCCAUCAAGCAGGAGCCGCCCAGCUCGGAGAGCGAGAGUGACGGGUUCGACGACGACGGCGCCGACCAUACCCGCACUUCGCGGCGCCGUUGA
This is a messenger RNA of Epithele typhae, 1662 nucleotides long. RefSeq lists its product as uncharacterized. Bases 1 to 1662 code for a protein of 553 amino acids. The record is from RefSeq and is a predicted model, not a curated record. The transcript is spliced from 7 exons. Lineage: Eukaryota; Fungi; Basidiomycota; Agaricomycetes; Polyporales; Epitheliaceae.